AUGGUGAUUGCUGGAGUGACCGAUUACUCGCCAAUGCGCGUUGGCGCUGCGUCGGUUGCGUUCGGAAGACCAUCGUAUGCCUCAGGAAUGGGGACCAUGGUAACGGGGUCCCCGCCGCCGUCUGCUCCGAAGCCCGUGACAACAGACGCUGAAAAUACUCUUCCCCCCGUAUCCGCGAAUCCCCUUGGCGUGAGUGAGGCUGGCCCGUCUGCCCCUGUUGUUGCUCCACCUGCUCCGCCUGCUCCCCCCGCUGCUCCCGGUCCUCCUGCUCCCGCCGUUGCGCCAGCGGCGUCCGCCCCUGUUGGGAAGGUUGCUGUUCCCUCUGCUCCUGCCCCUGGCGCCCCCGUUGCACAGACCGCUUCUGUCCCCGCCGUGCCUGCGCCGGCGUCUGCUUCGUCCCCGAAGGCGGCGUUCGCCACCACUGGCGGCCCAGCUCCGUUGGUUGCGCGUCCGGUCGUGGACCCGCCUGCCCCCGCUACGCUGCCGGCGGCACAAGUGCUACAGCCGUCUCGUCCCCAGUCGCCAGACCGCCGACCAUCCCGCCCCCAUUCUCCUGCGCCCCAGCAGGAGCGCGAGUCGACGCGGCGCCGGCGCAACUCUCCCCGGCGCUACCAGCAGCAGGCCCAGUGGCCUGCCCUCCAUGGUGGCCAUGGGGGCUGGAGGGGUCCCCGCGGGCGCGGUGGUGGUGGGGCAUUCCGCCCGCGUGUGACGAUGGCGGAUCUUCAAAGGGAGGUGUCGAGGGCCGCCGUACCUCCCGUGGACCUUCCACCCGCGGCUGUAUUUCCUCCCCCCGUUCUUGCCCCAUCGCCUUGUGCCCCCACUGCUUCGCUUGCAGCUUCUGGAUCUCGUCUCCGCCUGCCCCCCGUUCCGCCGGUGGCUGGUGUUGAGUUCGUUGCUGCUGGCGGGGGAGCGGCGGGGGCGCAGCACACUCCCUACCCUGCUGAUGAUGAGCCGCUUCCAUUCCUGGCGGUGGCACUUCAGCCCCCGCAGACCCGAGUACCUGAAACGACACUCGGACAGUUGCACUGUCUUGCGGAGAGCCUUCACGCUCUACUGCUGAUUCAGGUGCUGGCUUACGCGUCUCUCCCUGUGAUCCCUGCUGACUCGUUUCGUGACAGGCCGCGCGAGACUUGCCUGGACGCGGCAGACCAGCUCGUGCAGCUGCUGGCGCCCGCGUUGGCUGCGCCCGCAGAGGGUGGCACUGCGGCUGUGGGACAACUUGACGAAGCUGUCCGGGGUUUGAGGCGACACUUGCGCGCAGGAUCUGGAGCCGCGGCGAUCGGCGCAAGUACGCUGGUGGUCCGUGAGCUGUGGCGGACGUUGACGGGCAUUCUCCAUGCCCUCGGAGCUCACCGGACGUAG
Closterium sp. Naga37s-1 is the source of this 1362-nucleotide messenger RNA. The record is from the annotation of a GenBank genome assembly. NCBI's taxonomy places the organism in Eukaryota, Viridiplantae, Streptophyta, Zygnematophyceae, Desmidiales, Closteriaceae.